Messenger RNA from Anguilla rostrata (American eel), 1347 nucleotides. Its product is annotated as delta-type opioid receptor-like. Lineage: Eukaryota; Metazoa; Chordata; Actinopteri; Anguilliformes; Anguillidae. The transcript has a single exon. Gene Ontology annotation, cellular component: membrane; external side of plasma membrane. Gene Ontology annotation, molecular function: C-C chemokine binding; C-C chemokine receptor activity. The record is from RefSeq and is a predicted model, not a curated record. The coding region runs from base 280 to 1347 and encodes 355 amino acids. Gene Ontology annotation, biological process: immune response; neutrophil chemotaxis; positive regulation of cytosolic calcium ion concentration.
AAACGGGAACCAGCAUGCCGGCUUGUGAUUGGAGGGUCAAUCCCAGGCUGACCUAUCGGGUCAGGCGUUUGGCGAUGAAUGAGCCCUCCUGGGUAUGAGCGCUCAUUCUACGGGGAAGCUCGCCCGCGGCCAGAACCAGAGGAGGUGGGCGUGUCUCUGAGCAGCGGCUCCUCCCCUCUGUGACACCCUGAGCGCCACCUUCAUCAUCAUCAUCAUCACCAUCAUCAUCAUCAUCAUCUUCAUCACCCGCCGGUCAAGCAGACGGGAGCGGCGUCGGCCAUGCCGGACGGGGGAGGCGGGGGGGACGGCGGGGGGGACGGGGCGUGGCGGACGCAGAGGGUGCUGGUGCCGGUGCUGGACGGGCUCAUCAUGCUGACGGGGGUGGUGGGACACAGCCUGGCGGUGCUGACGCUGGCGGGGCGGGGCCGGGGGCGGGGGCGGUGCCAGGGAGGGAGGAGGGAGGGAGGGGGAGGAGGAGGGGGGGCGCGGAGCCCCGCCCACGCCACCGACACCCUCCUCCUGGCGCUGAGCGCGGCCGACCUGCUGCAGCUGGCCUGCCUGCCGUUCCACACGGCCGCCAUCGCGCUGGGCCGCUGGCCCUUCGGCCGCUUCCUGUGCAAGGCCGUCAGCUUCCUGGGCGUGGCCUGCUCCUCGGCCAGCGUCUUCACGCUCGCCGCCCUGGCGGUGGCCCGCUACCUGACGCUGGCGCACCCGGCCUGGGCGUACCGGCUGCGGGCGUGCCGGGCGGGCCGGCGCUGGCGGCUGCGGCUGGCGGCGGCGGCCCUCUGGGUGCCCGCCGCCGGUCUGGCGGCGCCGCAGUUCGCCGUGCGCACCGUGGGCCCCCCCUCCGCCGCGCCGCUCGCCUGCUUCGCCUUCCUGUCCGACGUGGGCCAGCUGGUCUACGGCGCCGGCCUCUUCCUCCUGGGCUUCGCCCUGCCGCUGCUCGUCAUCGUCCUCACGUACGCCCGCAUCUACCGCUUCCUGCGGCGGGCCGGGGCGCCCGGCCGCGCCCCGCAGCUGGAGCGCUACCAGAGGCGGGUGACGCGCACCUCCGCCCUGCUGGUGCUGGUGUUCACGCUCUGCUGGCUGCCCUCCUACGCCCUCAUGUUCGGCCUGGCGGCGGGCCGCGCCCCGGCCUCCGCCCCCGCGCCCGCCUACCGCGCCUUCGCCGUGUUCGCCCGCCUGCUGGCGUCCUCCGCCGCCGUGGCCAACCCCGUCCUGUACGUCUUCGUGUCCCGCAAGUUCCGCCGGGACCUGGCGGCGCUCGGGCGGGGCUGUUGCCGCCGGCGCCGGGACACCGUUCGGCCCUUGGAGCCCGCGGAGGCGGGGGACGUCCCGCAGAGCUAG